Messenger RNA from Zea mays, 1422 nucleotides. RefSeq lists its product as uncharacterized. Gene Ontology annotation, molecular function: cysteine-type peptidase activity. Gene Ontology annotation, biological process: proteolysis. The transcript is spliced from 9 exons. The record is from RefSeq and is a predicted model, not a curated record. Lineage: Eukaryota; Viridiplantae; Streptophyta; Magnoliopsida; Poales; Poaceae. Bases 1 to 1422 code for a protein of 473 amino acids.
AUGGGUUUCAUAGAGAAGCUGUCACAUUUUGAUGCGGAGGUUGGUAAGGCGUGUUCAGUUAUUAAACAGACUCUUCAGCAGAUUGUUGAGAAACAAUUCAAUCUAUCUGAUGUUUUUGGCGAGUUAAUUGAUGAGGUCCUCCAUGCCGAGGCAGGUGACAACGAAGAUGCUUAUGAUGUGCAGAAAACCACAUCAAAAUCAGAUGAUAUUCUUCCCCAGACAGCUGAAGGAUGUACGUGUCCGGCCCCCCCAACUGUACCCGAUAUGUCUACUCCAGUUUCUCAGCUGGAUACGCAGUUUACAGACACACAGGGUAAACAUGGUGACGGUGGCAAGAACAUGCCGACCAAUACAAACGUCACUCCUAAAGCAACACCACACAUGGAUCCUGACGCGCCGAUAUUUGAUGCGACUCCGCAAAUCAAGUCUACUGGCGGCGUACAACAAGUGGCAGAAACAGACUUGCCUGACAGUGGUCCAUGCUUUGAUCAGACUCCAUCUGAACAUGUUUAUGUUGAAACCGAUCCAGCUACAAACACUCCACAGGUUGGCCAGGCUUCUCUUGAUUCGGAGAUGCAAACUGUGUUAGCUCUACGCGAAUAUUUGUGUGGUCUGCAAUCUGACACCGGCAGGACCAUAAUAGAUUAUGGUGAAUAUUCAGCGACAUGUUCUGACAUAUAUGAAUCUUUUGCCGAUGGGAAGUGUCUCGACAAUGUAUUCAUGCAGUGUUUCAUCCAAUGUGUUAUUGAUGAUGCAAAAAAUCAGCAGACUUCCAUGAGUUCGAACAGUUUGGUUCUUGAUGUUAAUGUUGGGUCAAUACUCAACUUUGAGGAACAGGAACGACACAGUCGCAACCCUCAACCUUUUGAUGAAUCUGUACUCCACACACUUCUAGACAAUUCAUUGCCUGAGACAGAUGAAUUGGACCAAUGCAAAGCGAUCAUGGUCCCCAUGGUAAGCAGGGGGCAUUGGACAUUGUAUGUUGUCAACAAGGUCAAGAAGUGCAUUCAUAUUUUAGAUUCCAACCCAUAUGGACCAACACUUGGUGGAACUACAUGGAAGGACUAUCAUUUUGCACAUUUGGGCUCAGGUGGCAGAAAGUUACCAUGGGCUAAGGUUAUUAUGAGCAGAUUAAACAAAGCAAUACAACAUGUACGGCCCAGUACAUGCUUUCCCAAGUUUGGUAACUUCACAAUUGACUUGUGCCCAAAUUGUCCUAACAUGGCAGCUGGAUCAAAUGACUGUGGGUUUUAUGUCAUGGGUUACAUUCUAUUUUAUCAAUGCGACGAAGGAUCUUUGCGGUCAGACAUAGAAGCAGGCAACACCAGUGAGAUACGUUCUCUUGCGCUGCAUUACAUCACAUUCCACCCGAAGAACAAAGCAUUAUCGCUGCUCCAAGACAUCCAAAGAUUCAAGGUCUAA